Molecule: messenger RNA, 429 nt
Organism: Miscanthus lutarioriparius
Lineage: Eukaryota; Viridiplantae; Streptophyta; Magnoliopsida; Poales; Poaceae
Source: the annotation of a GenBank genome assembly
AUGUGGAGUUCUUUGACGAGGACAGGGACGGCAUUCUUACUAUUCCGGAGUACUAAAGGUUUUAUUGCGAUCGGAAUGGACCCUGCCUUCGCACUUACCAUGGCCACAGCAACCCAUGCUGCUUUCGGUCCUUUGACGACCCCUUUUUGUCCCCAAAAAAUUCGAGAGAAUAUUCCAGAGAUUUUCUCUCACAGCGAGGAGGACGCCUUGUCGUGGUUGGAGGUAGAGGCGAUGCUCAUCGCAAACAGGGACCUUCUUAGGCCUCUAUCAUGGCCGGCGGCUGAGACGGAGUGGCAGCUGAUCCACAUGCUGGGCAAGGACAGGCACGGGUACCUCCACAAGGGGCGUCUACGACGCGACGGCACCGUCUUCCCCAAGAUGCGCGACCACACCAUCGACCCGCAUCUUGGCGGUCACAGCGACGCCUGA